AUGGCUCCGGUUACCAAAUCACAUAUAGAUCUAUCGAAAUUCUCUUUAAAGCAAGUCUCUUCUGAACGUCCACGGAAUCAGCAACCCAAAUCUCAAGUGCUAGCAUCCGAAUUCGCUAUAAGAGAGAUAUUUGCCAAAUAUCCGGUUGCUCCAUCUCGAGAACGAAUACGGGAAUGCUUUAAAGUGCUCGACGACAUAAUACCAAAUCUAGGAAUCGGUGCUCAAGAUGUUUUGAAAACGCUACGUGAUGAGUUCAAAAAGGCAAUCUACGCCCGCGAGCUAGUGACGAGUGCCGAUUUGGGACAGGGUGUGGAGGCUAUUCCUUUUUUUGAUGCUUUUCGUCGAGUUGAUGAAAUAAGGUCUACGGAUUUGGACUCUGCACAAGAAACCAUGUCGGAGCUACGUCAGAAACUGAGUUAUCGAGAAAAAGAUAUGCAGAACGUUUAUAGAAAGAAUGCGUCACUCAAGCAGGAGCUAUUGGCUAAAGAACGGGAAACGGCUGCGAUGACUACACGGAUUGAAGACUUAACAGCUCAACUGAAAAAGACGGAAUUCAGAAUGGGAGAGGAUCAAGAUACAUUACAGCGGUCUGUCUACGAGCUUACGAAUAAGGUCGAAACUCUUCAGACGGCUCUUACACAAGCUAAUAUGAUGAUUGAGAAAAUGACAGUCUUAAAAUCAGCAAACAUGUCCGAUGAUUCAUCACGAGAGGAUCUAUCUCAACCAAGAGAUGAAUUCACCAUCGGACCAUCGUCACUUGCGGAAUACGAUCUAAAAGAAACAGAACGAAUCGAAACUCAAAUGUCGCUAGUGUUGGACGGCCAAUUAGAUGACUUUGAUGCAGCUCUUAAUCAGUACAAGAAGAAGGCAGAGCUAUUGAUAAAUACUGCUAUUGAUGCUGAAGAGAGUGCUGCUCGUGAAAGCGCAUUGAGAUUAGAGUUACGAGACCUAAACCAUUCAUUCGCUGAUCGAAUGAACAGAUUCUUGGAAGAGCAAGAUCUGCUUCUAAAACAUGUAAAGGGUCUCAAAUUGAAGCAGAGCAUGUAUGCUAAAGAAGCGGACAAUACCGCUGUUGAAAGGACUGCUGAUAAUGCCCUUAGGAAAUAUGCUACUACGAUGAUGGUAUCAAAUGAUCACGGCCACACAUUCAACGUCCCUGAUGCCCUCCCAUUCUGCAGCAAAUGUGGGACCAAGACAUUACUCUGCCCACAUCGAAUACUUCGAAAGGAACUAAUGGAAGUUCCCGAAAACACGACACAUGUACGAUUCGCACAUCCCGCUCUACGAUUACGUGCAAACUUGCAACAUAAUUGGCUUGAUGAGAUUCUGGGCAAGAAACCUGAACCUCCUGAAGAAGACGCCGAGUCUUCUAGUGAUGAAAGUACUGAGGAUGACGAUGAUUCCGAUGAGAUGUCAAUGGCAGUUACAAGGAUAUGGAGAGACUACAAUGACAAGGGUGGCACGAAACCAGCACGAGCAAGACAGAUUUCAGUCGAGAAACUGGUUGCCUUGAUACAAGAAAUCCAUUCAGCUAGAUGGACGGAGGAGCAACGUAUGGAAGCAGCGUCUGAUGAAUGGGAGAUUUUAGGGAGCAUGUCUGAAUACUUUUACGAAUUCGUGAAGAAACGAUACAUGAUCCUAUUCGUUGCCAUGAAGGCCAUAUACGACGUGCUUCAUUCUCUACAGAUGCACGAGUUAGCUCAUCCAACCAUAACGCUCUUCGUGAGAGACCUGGGUGGUGAAGAUGACGUUACGUGGAAGUACAUUGAGCUGGUUCGUAAACUGGCAGCAUCAAGGCCGAGUCUGGAUUCGUUCAGGUAUCAGCAGUUCUUGCGAAUAUUGUAUCCAGCACGAAAGCAAACAACGUAUGAUCACAUGGCAUUAGAAAUGAUUGCAUUCAGUCAAAACAAGCUGACAGUCGAGACCAUUGAGAGCUACAUCAUGAAGCAAAUACUGGAAGAUCGAGAACCUAAUUUUGCCUUCUUUGGACGGCGAUUAAGAGCAUUUGACCCCAAAGGCCAAGGAACUCUAAUUCUCAACGAAUUCCAAGAAGCAACGCGACAACUCCUGCCAACCCUUCCGAAAGGUUUCACACUGCUCCGUUUCAGGUUAGCACAAGAUGGAGAAUCUGAAGAUGUAUCCAUCAUAAGACUCGCAAGGACAAUGUCCUAUGCCUACAUCUACUUGGCAUCGCAACAAGAAUGGAUAGCUCCUGAAGUAGGCAGUGUUGGUGCGGAUUUCGAAGAGAGUGUGUCAAGUUUGGAGGAGGAUGUCAGUCCGUCGAAUCAUGACAUUUCGGUUAAGACGGUUGCUGAACCAGAUGCUGAAGAAGGUGGAGAGGAUGCAGAUGAUGAGCCACGACAGACAUCAACCAAACAACGAAAGUCACAUGAAGAUGUAAAUGAUGAGCCUCUUAGAUACGAGUUACCAAAGUUCAAGUUUGUACCGCGCAAGUAG
Synchytrium microbalum is the source of this 2457-nucleotide messenger RNA. RefSeq lists its product as uncharacterized. Bases 1 to 2457 code for a protein of 818 amino acids. Lineage: Eukaryota; Fungi; Chytridiomycota; Chytridiomycetes; Synchytriales; Synchytriaceae. The record is from RefSeq and is a predicted model, not a curated record. The transcript has 13 exons.